This is a messenger RNA of Wasmannia auropunctata (little fire ant), 497 nucleotides long. RefSeq lists its product as uncharacterized. The record is from RefSeq and is a predicted model, not a curated record. The annotation marks the transcript as partial. The transcript is spliced from 4 exons. NCBI's taxonomy places the organism in Eukaryota, Metazoa, Arthropoda, Insecta, Hymenoptera, Formicidae.
AUCUUUGAAAGCCUUCUUAGUCAUAAGCCUUACAUGUCACCGUUGACAACAAUUUCAUCUACUGGAUCUACAACAUCAAUGCUAGAAGAAAAAUCAAUAUCUUCAAGUAGUAGCUGCAGUAGCUCUGUUUCUCAAAUCAGUGGUGAAGUUUCUCGUAAGAGAAAGCCAAGCGAUGCAAUGGAAACAAUAAUAUUAAACCAGAAACUGUCUGAAGAAGCAAAAGAUAGGAGACACAAAGAAAGAAUGGAAAUGGGAAUGAAACUAUUGGAAAAACUAAAUAAAUUGAUAUAAAUAUGAUCUCUUUGAUAUCGACAAUCUAAUUGUCUGCCAAAAUAAUAAGAUUACAAAGAGCAGGAAUAAGUGCAAGUUUUAUUUAAAGAGUGCGAAUAAGUGCAAGUUUUAUCCCAACAUUAUAAACCUCCAGUAUUCUUAUUUAUGUUAAAUGUUUAUUUAAUUUUUUAAGGUCAAAUCUCGAUCUAGUCUAAUACGGGCUUUAG